Molecule: messenger RNA, 2607 nt
Organism: Gossypium raimondii (Peruvian cotton)
Lineage: Eukaryota; Viridiplantae; Streptophyta; Magnoliopsida; Malvales; Malvaceae
Product: protein GAMETOPHYTE DEFECTIVE 1
Exons: 6
Coding region: 179-2422 (747 amino acids)
Biological process (GO): tRNA processing
Cellular component (GO): nucleolar ribonuclease P complex
Molecular function (GO): RNA binding
Source: RefSeq, a predicted model, not a curated record
UUUAAUAGCUUUGGGCCAAGAUAUAUUACAUGAUCCAAGUGUAAUUAGCAAGUUUGUACGUCAUCGUUUUGGUUUUCUUCAUAAAAAACCCAAAGCGGCAAAGCCCUCCUCCUCAUCGUCUUCAUCUUCAAACCCUACACCAUUAACUCCCACCAAAAACCCUUACCUCUAACCUCCUAUGGGGUUCUUCGACCUUAACAUUCCAUACACGGAUUCCCCGCCGCAAAGCAAGGCGAAUUCCACCGUCGCCAAAUCCACCCGCAUUAAAAUUGUGAUCAAAGCGAUGGAGCUGGGCUACACGGGGAUCGCCUACAACCGUACGAUCAGGGGCGUCAUGUCUGAUCGCGACCGGUGCUCGAUUCCUCUUCUUGGUCUCUCCUCUCUCCUCAAUGUCGCCCCCUUUCUCUCCUCUUCCGUAAACUUCCACCGAGACCUCCUCGGGGUCCCUCGCUCCUCUCCUUUCCGCCAGUACACGCGCCUCACCGUCUGCAUUGAUACCGCGUCGCAGUCACAAGCUUUAAAUUCGGGAAACCCGAUAUUGAAGACGUACGACAUUGUUGCCGUUAGGCCGUUAAACCAAAAUGCAUUUGAUCACGCUUGCGAAAAAGCCGAGGUGGAUAUAAUUUCAAUUGAUUUCUCAGACAAGUUGCCGUUUCGAUUGAAAUUGCCUAUGGUUAAAGCUGCUAUUAAGCGUGGGAUAUAUUUUGAAAUAACAUAUUCUGAUCUUAUUGUGGAUGUUCAUCAAAGGAGGCAAAUCAUAUCCAAUGCUAAGUUGCUGCUGGAUUGGACUCGAGGAAAAAAUGUCAUGCUUUCUAGUGCUGCACCUUCUGUAUGUGAAGUUAGAGGGCCUAAUGAUGUUGCAAACUUAGCAUCUUUGCUUGGUCUCUCUAUGGAACGAGCUAAAGCAGCUAUUUCCAAAAAUUGUAGGAGCCUUUUGACCAAUGCUUUGAGAAGAAAACACUUUUUCAAGGAGGUUAUCAGAGUUGAAGCAGCAUCCACCAGUCGGCAAUCUGACUCUGAAAUACCUUUGUAUGCGGACUGGCUUAAGUGGGAUCCCAUCUCUAGUGGUGAAGGUGAUUUACAGCUGGAUGACAUGGCGAAAUCCUUUUGUGCCUCCACUAAUGCAUCAAAAACUGUGAAAGCCAUUGAUUUUGAUUCUAUUAUUGACAAGAUGCCAUCACAUGGCUUCCAAGUUAAGGAUUUGAUAUCUGGAAGUGAGGCUUCCUUCCAGCCACAGACAGAAGUAAAAAGCUUUUUGUCUACUCCUCAGCCAAUUGAGUUAUCUGUUAGAACUAAUCAGGCGUCUGAAAAUUCCAUCAAGCAUGGGCUUUUUCCUGAAACAGAUGAUGCUACAUUAGAAAAUACAUGUUCGGAACCUCUGACCUCUGCAUUUGGGGAUCCUCAAAAGUUAGACCUGGCAAGUUAUGAUACAAAAACUUCAACUGGUUCUGAAGAAGUCGUAACUGAUACGGUCAUGACUGAGAAAGAAUUGGAGACUCGUAGUGCCUCAGAUGCAGCAUUUGGCUCUGUUGAAGCUGGAAACCAGGGUCUGCAAUCCAAAAAGUGCUAUGAGCAAAAUUUUGUGUUACUAAAUGAGAAUGUGAAUGAUGGUCUAAAUGCUGUAAUGCUGAAUGAGGAUGUGAUAUCUCAUCAGACAUCUGCCAUGGACAUUGAACUGGAUGCAGCUGCUUUAGAGAUUUCUCCUCCAUCUGAGUGCAGUAGUUUACCUCCUACUCAGGGCAGGGAGUCUAAGAGUUCUAAAGGUUCUUGUGUAUUUUCAGGUGUGGAGACUAUUAAGGUGGAUGAUAUAGCAGUUGACAUGGAUAAGGAACCCCAGGAAACUACGGCUUCGUCCUUGAAUAAUAUGUCUUCGCUUGAAAAUAUUUCAGAAAGAAUGUCAUUGAGGACUUCUGAAGAUGAUGCAGUUAUUGCUGAUCAAAUUUCACUCCAGCAAUCAGAUGAUGAGAUGAGAGUUAAAGAUAACUCCUUAGUGCCAAACCAUGAAAACCAAGUGUUGUUAAUGGAAGAGCAAAAGCUUGCUGAAGCUGAUAGCAGUAUGAAUGAUCUUGGCUCAGUCCUAAGUAAUGAACCUUUGCAUGAAACUGUCAUCAAGAAAGAACCAACCACAAUACUAAGGAAUCCAUUUCCAGAGUCCAAUCCAAAGAUGAAAUUGAAAGUCCCCUCGUCAACCAUGACUAAUGAGAUCCAAGAGGUGGCAAUGGAAUUGAAAAGGCGUGGAGAAGAUGAUAACAAAACUAAUGAUCCUACUUUAGGUCAGCGAAUAUCAGGAAAGUCAAGAAGAAGACAUAGGAAUCAUCAUCACGCGCCCUUGUUUCCUUUACGGCGCAGCCUGUAUCCUGUAUCUUUCAAGAGGAAAGCAGCUCGAAAAUCAGAGCGCAGGGUGAAGAUGGAAGAACUUUAAUUAAUAUGAGUGUGCAUGGUUUAACCCUUUGCAUUAUUGAAUACUAUUUUUUCUUUCUUUUACGGUAAAACUUCUAAUCUAGUGCUCUGUGGAUGGGGCCUGAGUUAAAUCCAGUUAAUUUUAAGAAUAUGGAUUUGGAUGUUAAUUUUUUGGGUAUUAAUCUUAACCAGUGCUUUUCUACUGCA